Pteropus alecto (black flying fox) is the source of this 1977-nucleotide messenger RNA. It is a transcript of the gene DCTD, whose product is annotated as dCMP deaminase. The record is from RefSeq and is a predicted model, not a curated record. Gene Ontology annotation, molecular function: dCMP deaminase activity; zinc ion binding. Bases 140 to 676 code for a protein of 178 amino acids. Gene Ontology annotation, cellular component: cytoplasm. NCBI's taxonomy places the organism in Eukaryota, Metazoa, Chordata, Mammalia, Chiroptera, Pteropodidae. Gene Ontology annotation, biological process: dTMP biosynthetic process; dUMP biosynthetic process. The transcript has 6 exons.
CGGAAGUGCGCGGCUAACUUCGCCGCUAACUUCGCAGCAGGCGGCGCGGCCUCCGGGAGGCCUUCCCCAUCUGGGAAGCCGAGAGAGGGUGGAUGUGGGACUCAAAGUGGCAGUCAUUUCUUGCGCCCGCGUACCCAGAAUGAGUGAAGUUCCCUGCAAAAAACGUGAGGACUAUUUGGAAUGGCCCGAGUAUUUCAUGGCAGUGGCCUUCUUAUCGGCACAGAGAAGCAAAGAUCCAAAUUCCCAGGUCGGAGCCUGCAUCGUGAAUGCAGAAAACAAAAUUGUCGGGAUCGGGUACAAUGGAAUGCCAAAUGGGUGCAGCGAUGACCACUUGCCUUGGAGGAGAACAGCGGAGAGAAAGCUGGAUACCAAAUACCCUUAUGUGUGCCAUGCCGAGCUGAAUGCCAUCAUGAACAAAAACUCGACUGACGUGAAAGGCUGUACUAUAUAUGUGGCCUUGUUCCCAUGUAAUGAAUGUGCUAAGCUCAUCAUCCAGGCAGGUAUCAAAGAAGUUAUUUUCAUGUCUGAUAAGUACCAUGAUAGUGAGGAGGCAACAGCUGCGAGGCUCAUGUUUAAUAUGGCUCGGGUUGACUUUAGGAAAUUCACACCAAAGUGCAGCAAGAUUGUCAUUGACUUUGAUUCAAUUAACAGCAGACCGAAUCAGAAGCUUCAGUGAGUUACAUCUCAUUAAACCUCCAGAAGAUUGAGAUUAUCCUCUUCUAAGGAGCUGCUAAUGCCUUUCAUCUUGAAGUUACACAUAACUUUUUAAUAGCCAGUACAGCAAAAGUAGACAUCUAAAGAAUAUAAAGCCUCAAAUCUUCCUAACUCUCUCUCCUGUCACAUGAAAUCUGCAUCUGUUUAAGCUAUUGAUUUAGGGUUUAAGAUAAAGGAGCCUGUAGAUGGCCUGUCGCAGUGGAGUGGGGUGCCUUCCCUUUGUGUCCUGGUUUGCUGGGAUGCUGAUGGCUCUGCAGAAGGGUGUCAGCUCUCUGUCAUCCACUGCAUCUCACAGCUGCUGCAUGCUGCUACAUGUGCUGGAAGGACAAAUAAAUAAUUGUUGUGAUCCUAGCGGGAUGAACAGACACACUGAUUUGAACAUCUGGCCCAAAUGAAGCAUAACAUGUAGUGCCCUUGGAAAAAAGAAAUAGGACCCACACGACAGCAGUGUUAAAGUAUUUGCCUUAGAGAGUUGAGGGAAACCCCCACCCACUCAUCCAAAAGACCUAGAGAGGAUGGCACAUCUGUCCUGACAGCCGAUGAGCGUAACUGAGCUGUGGGUAACUUUCUCUACUUCUGCUGUCUUGAUACCACAGGGUAGUGGCACAGUGUUUCUCUGGAGAUGGGGACCCCUGUUGUUUUGGCAUCUUAGUUUUGGUUUGUUGGUCACACGGAGCUCUUACAUUAGUUUAUCUGAGUAAUGAGUUGUUCCAGGAGGAGACAGCCUAUCUCCUCUUGUCACCCCUAAGACCACGCCCUGCUGUGGCGUUGAGGAUUGUGUGGAUGGAAGGGGGCGCCAGGCGCCACUUCUGCCACGUGGGACCGUGUUGCCACUCCUCCACGUGCCAACACGGUUCAUUUCCAAGGCCACUCCACAACCGGAGAGUAAAUUAAUUCUUAUCCUGUAAGUGAAAUGUGAGGAAAUUCAGCCCACCUCGGGGCAGUUUAUUCCAGAUCUAUUGAUGAUGGGAGCUCAUUUGUGCUCCUGGCGCCAUGCCUGCCUUCACUGACACAAAUCUCAGCUUCCUAAUCACUGUGACUUGGGGACUGUGCACCUUGUCUUUAAUCUCAUUUAAUUUUUAUUAAACAUGCUCAGUACCUUUGUUGAGAAAAUGGUUUCUUUAUCCUAAAGAUAAUUACUGUUUUAAAGCACUCUUAUAUUUUUAUGAGUUUUAUUUUGUCUCUAAGGUUUUGUACUCCAUAUUCUGGGGCAUUUUGUAAUUUGGCUGCUUACCAAUAUUAUUAAAGUCUUAUUAAAAUCUA